Messenger RNA from Pestalotiopsis fici W106-1, 822 nucleotides. RefSeq lists its product as uncharacterized. Lineage: Eukaryota; Fungi; Ascomycota; Sordariomycetes; Amphisphaeriales; Sporocadaceae. The coding region runs from base 1 to 822 and encodes 273 amino acids. The transcript has a single exon. The record is from RefSeq and is a predicted model, not a curated record.
AUGUCCGCAGCGGUCGGCCCCUUUGCGGUCGAUUCGGGCAUGUUGGCGAUAACGGCGGCUUCUGCAACCAGUCAAGAUCAAACUUCGGCCACCGUCCGCAUCCGAAAUACCAAUACAAACAAAAUCAUCCACGCAAAAUUCGCUGUCGUCGAUGGCGAAGCUCAGGCUCAUGGUGACUUUGCCAUUGACGGCGUUGCCGGCUCUUCUGCGCCGGUCGAGCUACGUUUCAUCGACCCGGCAGGCUCGCGAACGGGCAAGCUCUUCCCCACUGGAAAUCUUGUCGACGUAAUUGACUCGGUGCCGGUUACCUGUAUCGAUGCCGGAAACGGGCGCUGCUUUGUUGGGGCAGCAGCACUUGGAGUUGAUGGUUCUAUUAGCCCACAACAAAUCGAUGACCACCCGACAUUGAAGGACCAAUUAGAGUCUAUUCGACGCCAAGCGGGUGUCAGAAUGGGUCUUGCUUCAAGGGAAGAUGAAGUUCCAGGCAGCGUACCGAAAAUAAGCGUUGUCUCUGCUCCGACUGGUACAUCUUUAGGACUCGCCAACGUUGUCGUCCGCGCUAUGUCAGUUGGGCAGCCACACAAGGCUGUUCCCGUCACUGUCGCCCUCGCCCUUACUGCUGCUGCAAAGACUGAUGGGACUAUGGUAUCAGCAUGCUCGGUGCUGAGCGAGCGGGAUAACCGUGAAACGGUGAUCGCCCACGCGAGUGGAACACUGAAGGUAGCUGCUGUAUUUGAUACCGAAGGCAAACUCAGCUUUGCGACUGUUUUCCGAACGGCAAGAAGAUUGAUGGAGGGACGUGUAUUUUGGAAGGGUGUCUGA